This is a messenger RNA of Alexandromys fortis (reed vole), 4265 nucleotides long. It is a transcript of the gene Znf260, whose product is annotated as zinc finger protein 260. Lineage: Eukaryota; Metazoa; Chordata; Mammalia; Rodentia; Cricetidae. Gene Ontology annotation, molecular function: DNA-binding transcription factor activity, RNA polymerase II-specific. The coding region runs from base 1092 to 2288 and encodes 398 amino acids. The record is from RefSeq and is a predicted model, not a curated record. Gene Ontology annotation, cellular component: nucleus. The transcript is spliced from 4 exons. Gene Ontology annotation, biological process: regulation of transcription by RNA polymerase II.
UUAACCGAGAUGGUUACGUGUUAUUCGGAAUCUCGCCCUGCAGGCCGUUUUUACGAGAGGGUUACGUUUAACCGAGAGGGUUACGUGUUAUUCGGAAUCUCGCCCUGCAGACGCGUAAAGCCUAUUCAGUGAGUUUGAGAUGCCCUUAUUAUUCACGAUGGCACACCACCGUCCUUCUGGGUAAAACAGUAAAAGCCGCAGUAUUUGAGUCCCGGUCUCAUUCCCUAACACCACCUAGACGAGCUGGGAAAAGUUCGCGGGAAAAAUUGACUAGAUCCCGAGACUUCUGGGAAAUGUAGUCCACAGUCAAAAGAAGGAAAUGGAGAAAGAUCCGCUAGUUUAGAGCCCUGGUGGGCAGAGACCUCUGGGCGUGCUGGCAGGAGUGCGCAGGCGCAGGCUUCGUGGCUCGCCGUUGUCGCCUUUGUCUGCUGUGCUGGGCCCUCACCGGGACUCCUCUUGGAUACCCUGUUGUUGCCCAGUGUCAUGGAGAUCCUGCAGCUUUGGGUCUGGAGGACCUGCCCCUUCACGUACUUCCACAGGCCAGUGGAGCAGAAGUUUGCCUGCUCUUCAAACCUCUCCUGAGUUCUAAGGCCUCAGCCUGACUUGGAACUGCUGCUUUGAUUUCCAGAGAUAUCAGCGUCCUGAAGCGCUUUCUCUUUGCAAGUUUAGAGUCUACACUUCAAACAGAAACGGUGGGUGGUUGAGAAGUUAAGUCUGCAGAAGCAGCCUCUGGUGUUUCUGCACAGAGAAGGACACAGGAUGAAAGACUUUCGAGUUAAAUUUCAUCUUUCUCUAUAGAAAUAGACUAAAAAUUUUUUGGAAGACCUAGGAUACAGAGUAUUUUCCUCUGGGUGCAGACAUUGCAUGUGGGGCUCAGCUGAAGAAAAGGUGAACUGUAAUUUCUCCAUGUUCAUCAUUUACUUGUGCCAGUAAGAGCAACUGUAAGAAAGAACCAUUAACAUAAAGGCGGUGCUGUACUUCUGUCCCUUGUCACCCCAUCUCAGGCCACUUGCGCAAACAGUCUCUCGUUAUAUAUCCAGCUUCCAUCCUAUCUCCGUAGACGCUAGGAGAAAACCCUUGUGUGUGACAGAAUGUUGGAAAGUCUUCAUCCCGAAUCAGAGCUUCUGCGUGAUGGACUCAAUCCUGGAGAGAAACUUUAUGAAUGUAACGAAUGUAGAAAAACCUUUAGCCUAAAAGAAAGCUUUGUAGAGCAUAAGAAAAUGCACAGUGGUGAGAACUCGCAUGAAUGUACAGAAUGUGGCAAAGCGUUUUCUCGGGUCUCGUCACUUACUCUACAUAUGAGAAGUCACACACGGAGGAAAUCAUAUAAACGUGGAAAAGCCUUCAGCCAGAGAGGAAACCUCCUUUCUCCUCAGAAGCAACAUGCUGAAGAGAAGACCUCCGUUCAGAUGACAGCCUCCGUCAGAAAUCAGAGAAGCACGGGGAACAAACCAUUUGCGUGUAAGGAAUGUGGGAAAGCUUUUAAUGGCAAAGCAUAUCUCAAAGAACACGAGAAAAUUCAUACAGGAGAGAAGCCAUUUGAAUGCAGUCAGUGUGGAAGAGCCUUCAGCCAGAAGCAGUACCUCCUGAAACAUCAGAACGUCCACAGCGGAAAGAAACCUUUUAAAUGUAAUGAGUGUGGUAAGGCUUUUAGCCAGAAAGAGAACCUCAUUAUCCACCAGAGAAUCCACACCGGAGAGAAACCCUACGAAUGCAAAGGGUGUGGGAAUGCCUUCAUUCAGAAGUCAAGCCUCAUCAGACACCAGAGAAGUCACACUGGAGAGAAACCGUACACUUGUAAGGAGUGUGGGAAAGCCUUCAGUGGCAAAUCCAACCUCACUGAGCAUGAGAAAAUCCAUAUCGGAGAGAAGCCCUACAAAUGCAACGAAUGCGGCACGAUUUUCCGGCAGAAGCAGUAUCUCAUCAAACAUCAUAACAUCCAUACGGGCGAGAAACCCUACGAAUGUAAUAAGUGCGGAAAAGCCUUUUCUCGUAUUACGUCACUCAUAGUGCACGUGAGAAUUCAUACAGGUGAUAAACCCUAUGAAUGUAAAAUCUGUGGGAAGGCCUUCUGCCAGAGCUCCUCCCUCACGGUGCAUAUGAGGAGCCAUACGGGUGAGAAGCCCUACGGCUGUAACGAGUGUGGGAAGGCCUUUUCUCAGUUCUCAACUCUUGCUUUACACAUGAGAAUCCACACUGGUGAAAAGCCGUACCAGUGUAGUGAGUGUGGGAAGGCUUUCAGCCAGAAGUCACACCACAUCAGACACCAGAGAAUUCAUAUUCACUAAAGCUCUAUAAAUGCCUUAGAUUAGGACCCUUGAGCAGAAUGUAUGGCUGGUAAUAUAUCAAAAGAUUUAUCGUACAUUAAAGUUACACAAAUGUAGGCAAUCCUUCUAUAGUGACUCAAAACUUAAAUGUAAAGAUAUUUAAUAAGAUGUAUCACAGUAUUAUAUACUUCACAGGCUCACAAUAAAAGUUAUUAGUAUAUUUUUUUUGUUUUGUUUUGUUUUCUCUGUAGCUUUGGAGCCUGUCCUGGAACUCACUUUGUAGACCAGGCUGGCCUCGAAUUCACAGAGAUCCAUCUGUCUCUGCUUCCCAGGCGCUGGGAUUCAAGUUGUGCACCACCACCACCCAGCUCAGUGCUAUAAUAUAUACCCUUCUCAUUGAACUUAGAGUCCAGUGAUUCCAAGUACUAAAGUCGCAGAAAGUUUAUCAAAUGUAUUAAGAUAAUUUGAGCAAUACAAGUUUUGAAAUUAAGAGGUAAAAAUAUUUUUUGACAUAUGCUUUUCUAUAUGGGUGAUUUGUAAAAACCACUUUUCAACGACGGCAUUUUGGGACAGGGUCCCCCUGUGUAGAUAGCCCAGGGCGACCUCAAACUCACUACAUAGCCCAAGUUGGCCUCGAGUUUCUGGUGAUUUGGUUGCUCAGACUCCCAGUGCUGCAAUUACAGAUAUCCAUCACCAUGCCAACUCUCAAGUCUUUGUUGAUAGAAGUGUUUAAAGUUGAGGCCACAGAAUAUUGAAUCUAGAAAUAUGAAUGAAUUCAUGGAGGAUUGGUAUUUGAUUCUGGCAGUAUCCCAGAUCAGUACAAAAAUCAUAGAUGACUUAAAAAAUAAUCUCAGGAUAAUCAGCUUUUGUGUGGGAAAAUAAUAGAUCUCUGAAGUCUUCAUUUAUUAAAGUAUUUCUUCGGAUCCAGUGUCUUUGCAGAAAGGAAAGCCUUGUUUAAGAACUUUCUAAGUGGAUGGUUUCUGAUACUUGAGUAGGAAAGAAAUUCUAGAAUCUUCAGGUGUUGUUCUUGAGCAUUUAUACUUAUUCUCAAGACACUGAUGCUCACGUGGGGAGCUGUGUACCAGUCUGCUCAUCCAGAAACUGAUGCUCAUGUGGGGAGCUGUGCACCAGUCAGUCUGUUUAUUGCAGCAUGAGUUACGGUAGCAAAAAUCAGGCACAGGUAUUUGUUGCUUAUGAAGUAGAUGAAUAAAAUGUAACGGUCAUACAGUAGAAUAUUCCAGCAGGUAGGCACAACUGGUUAAAUUUAUGUAUUAACAGCAAAAGAAAAAAAUCAGCAUGAAGAAAAUUGAAUUGAUAGAUAUAUUGUCAUGAUUCCUGUGUAAAUUUGAAUAAAACCAACUUGUCAACACUGUUACUAAGCAUUGCUUAUGGGAAACACUUUUCUCUAAAACUACAAUUGGGAGGAUAUGUAUUCAGUUCCCAAAAAGUGGCAUUGCUGUUAUAGUACGAAUGGAGUUCUGUAGAAGUGGAAGGUGACAAAGCAGGGUGAUUAUAUGCUACUCCAGGUUUAUAUCUAAAUAUCUACUUUUUAUUAAAAAUAAAGGUUCCGAAUAAAUGUAACAAAUUGAUAGUUCUACGUUGUGGCAACAUAUAUUCUGUGCUAUUUAUCUUAAAAAGAUAGCUAUGAAUGAGAUACAUAUUACAAGAGUCCCCAUGGUAUGUGUGGGAUACAUCCCACGUACCUGGUGGACACCUGAAGUAUAGUAUUAACUGUUAGCUUUUCCUAUGUACAUAUGUGCUGGUGGUGAAGUUUAUUAGUACCACAGGAGUCUAACAGCAACUUUUACACAGCAUUGUAACCGCAGCUUCUGACUUUCCCCCCUUAUUGAGAACAUUCUUGUCUUCACGGAAGCACAACUUCACCUGCGCAUCAAUUCUUGGGCUUUGGAGCCAUUGUUGAGUGAAGAAAGUGUUCUGUGUAGUUUCUUUCCACUGAUUGGACCCAGACAAAUAAAAUUUGGAGAAGUCCUGCCCUGA